UAUAGAGUUCGUACAUAAUCGACAUACUUUAUGUGUAGUGAGAAAGAGAGACGCCAAAAGGGACGCCGAGUACAAGCAUACGAAAAAAGGAGAGGGCUGAGAAAGUGGAAGGUCUUCGUGAGCAAAGUGCUUUGGCUAGGGUUCUAGUCUGCGAUUUUUUCCCGUUCUUCUCGUUGUCCGGGCGGACGGCCAAUGGGAGUAAGUAGGUCAGCGCGCCCGUCCAAUCGGUGUUCGAGGCCGGGUCACGUGGGUUUGUUGUUAUCUAUCAGCUGUUUUUCCCGGGCGGGCGGGUGGCCGGCCGGCGCAGUGAAAGCCGCUUGGUGCUCUGUUCUCAGUCCUUCCCGGUUGCUCAGCUGUGCGUCACAUGUCGGCUACCGCGGACCUCACUCCUGUCCAUAUACCAUCGAAUCGUGUACCGCUUGUACGUUCAGCUUGCACAAUAACGCUGAAUUUCUAUUCACUGGCAAACAUUAGUCAUAUAUUAUGCUAUCUACCACGUAUACACCAACGUAUUAUCACAAAUCAAUCACGAAGUGCCUCGAACAUGCAGACGGCGUGACGAACACAGGCAACGGUGCACGCCGUUUUGUUGAUACAUUAAGUUCUGUGUUCAGGCCGCGAAGGCCACCGCGUCCUUCUUCGGUCUAGGAUCGCAUUUGCUAACGCAAUUGCAAUUUAACGCAAAACUGCCCGAUCUGUCCUCAGUGUGUAUACGAGUGAUCGUGGAACAAUGACUUAAAGUAACGUGUUGCAGUACGGAACUUCGAUAGGAAGGAAGAAAAAAGAGUAUAACAAGUGUUUCAUUUCCGAGAGUGUUUUUCCUAAUAUUCAAUCAAAUCAUAGAUACACUCGUAUCGUCUCUUCACAAGUGUUUAACUGUUAAAUCGCGCGUAAAAUUGUUAUUUCUCUUUGGUGUGAUAUUAAUAUAUUUGCUUCCGGUUUGUUCGCGAUAUACGUAUACGUAUGUUUAUCAACGAAAAUUUCAAAGACGAUAAUAGAAGGGUGAGUUAAAUUGUAGUGCAAAUGAUCUUUAUGAAAUACCAAUUUGCGCGAGAUACUUUUGAGAACGAUUUGUUAUAAGGUGUUCUAUUGUAAGAAAUAUCAGUGCAUCCUCGUCAAACGAUUUAAUAAAGUGAUCGAAACGAUCGUUUAUCCAUAAAUAACCACAAAUAAUGUCGACGGGUAAGAGGCUGGCGAAACGUAGCAUAAUCGGCACCAGAGUGUGUGCUCCAGGCGAAGAUGGAAAAUACUAUAGUGGCGUCAUUCACGCCGUAAAAACGCCGGCGUCAGCCGCGUCCGAGUCAGGCCUCAGUAUUACACCGAAGACUCGUUAUUCCGUACGCUUCGAUUCCGUGCCUGGCGGUCGUCCGCCAAGUCCCAGCACCGAAUACUCUGAUCGCGACCUGAUCGGACCAGGCUUCGGUUCCGUCACCAGCGCACGCCUCGUGCCCGGCCAGAAGGUCUAUUUGACGUAUAACGGACGAGAAAUUCACGCGGAGGUCACGCAACAUCGUGAACAUCAAGACGAAGUGGAUGUUAUAAUUGCACCGAAUGGUCAAGAGACGAUGAGGCUGACCAAGCGUAUAGACGAGGUCAGGUUGCUCGAGUCGCGUAAGAGCGCACGGCUGGCAGACCAGGACACAGAUUUCGCUAGGCUCGCCGAUAUGGCCGGUGAUCGGAAACGAGCAUCCUCCCACUCCAUCGACGUGCCGCACGUGAUUGGAUCCAGAAAGCGGCGACCCAGCUCGAGCAACGAUUCUGAACGAUCGUUCAGCGGUUGGAGCGAGCGAAUACCCCACGGAUGUGGUCGCGAGGGGUGUCGCACAAACGAGCGCGGCGACUGCAUGGAUGAAUGCACAGCCGCGCUAGUUCUCAUGUCGCUCUCGUGCUCGCCACACAGCCCUCACAAUCCUUUACCGUUACACUGCCAACAUAAUUACGGUUCCUGGGGAGGUCGAGGAGGCGGAGGUGGCGGCAUGGUGGUCGGCUCGCCAGGAGUCGGCGGCACAUCGAACAGCAGCAGCAGCAGCGGGGCUUCGUGGCGUAGCGGCACCCCCAGCCCCCCUCUCAGCGACGAGGGGGCGCCCACCACCGGCUCCCUGUGGCCGACUUCGGCCCAUUCCUCGCACAAUCAACAACACUACCCUUACAACGUGUCCGGAUCGUCGUCGAGCAGCACCCCAGGCUCGACCACCACUUUGGACGAGGGCAUAGUGCCCGAUUACCUCGAGGAGCAACACCCCCGCAAGAAGAAGAUCCGGGCGAAAGUGAGCCGCGACCCGAUCGAGAAUGGACCAGCUAACAGCGCCGUCUACGAAAGCGAACAGGCUAAUGCAGCAGUAGUAUUUAAAUGUACUUGGCCAGGUUGUUUAGAAAUCAAGGCGACCGUGCCGCUUAUCGAAGAGCACGUGCGCCAAUCACACUUGGGACCUAAAAAGACUAACAGUUACGAUAACGAAGAGGACGAUGACAUUUCCGAUCAUGAGGAAGAAUUCUACUAUCAGGAGGUGGCUGUCGAUCAUAUGAGUUCUCCACCAACGAUGUCACAUAGGGACAUGGCCAGACCUCCGCACGAGGAUCCGGAGUAUCAGAAACAGCUCCGUUUGGAAACCACUUCUGCUACUAAUAAUGCAGAAAACAUGAUGGUGAGCAUCAGAGAACGAACCACAUUCGCCACUUCGCAAUCACCGGGUACACCGAUCAAGCAUAUAAAGUUGUCACCCAGGCCAUUCCAGGCGUACCAACAGAACAUGGGCCUGCUGACGGUGUCGACGGGAAAGAUGCCAUCGUCGCCCCGACGGAUUCGCGGCGAGACGAAGAAAUGCCGCAAGGUCUACGGUAUGGAGCAUCGCGACCUAUGGUGCACACAGUGCAAAUGGAAGAAGGCCUGCAGUCGUUUCGGCGACUAGGCCAAGCGGCCGCUCCGUUCGUAUGUCCGCGGGCGGAGAUCGUCGCCGAGUCGACCCCAGAGUUUGCCAAUGCUACAUUAAACUUCUCGCCAACUGCCAGCAAACAAUUGCCAAUAUCCACACAGUCAAACACAUAGUCAGUCAGUUCAGUCGUAACAGUCAAAGUUACAAGUCGUCGUCGUCAUCGUCAUUAUCACCAACAAUCGUGACGUUGUUGUUGCCGCGGCGAUGGCGACAAUACUCGCACGAUACACGCGCGAAUCACACGUAUUCGAUUCGCGUUGUAUCACGUGGUCACGGAUUAGCGAAGACAUACUCUACGAUAUCGUCCACCAUUUUUGCGAAACCGUUCGACCUGAUCCAUAAACAGAUCUCGAUAAAGAAGCAUCACAAAGAAGUAUCGAGGAACGAUAUAAACGAUCUCUGUGGUGUGAGGAGUUGGGCGAGAUGUGUCAGAUCACCGAAACAUCUUCUUCAUCUUUCUCUAUCUUCGUCUCUUAUUCUUCUUGUAAAAUAUAGUCGUGUUUACUCGGUGUUCCCCUCGAUUAUCUUUCUUCGUGGGAAACGAGGUUGACGAUGAGAGAAACACGGACCUAGAGAGAUACGUCAAUCCCAUGACGGAUGGCGGACGGUUAGAAGGGCCGAUCACGUUUUUCGUACGUGGCAAGAAAAGAAUAAAUAGAUUGUUAAAGGAAAAUUGUUGUGUUCGACUUCGUUCAAAUACAAACGAUGUUGCGUUGUCGAUAGAAGCGUGUAAGAUGAGAAUCAAGUAUAUACGUUCUAAAGGAAAAGAAAAUAGAAAAAAAAAAUAAAUAAAACAGAAGAUCGUUGACCGAUCGUCGAACGAUUUCUUAUCGCUCUCGUCUGGCACUUGGCAAACUCCGUCAGGGUCUUUUUAGCCGUAAUAAAGGGUUUUGACUAGUAGAUAGCGAAUAAUUGGCGGUACGGAACGAGGCGUCCUUAGACUGUCGCGCCCUCUCUGACUCUCUUUUUCGACUUUUUCUCUAUGUUAUCUCUCUAUCUAUCUUUUCUCUCACUCCCAUUCUCUGAUCAAACGCAAGAGGGCGCGGAACACAGCCUUGCUUCUGAUUCGCCAGUAACAAGAAGAAAAUUUUAAAAGAAAAAUUAAUAAAAAAAAAAAAAAAAAAUGAAAAAAAAGGAACUUUUUUUCCUGGCUCGGUAGAUAGAUUAAAAAAAGAGGCACGCGACUUCGAAAAAAUUACGAGUAGAAGUACGCGCGUUUCUGAAAACAUGUGCUAGUUCCCGAACCGACUCUUAGGUCAUUGCAAUAGGUCUUCCUUCAUCCGAUGAGAGCACUUUGGCUCGAUUUUCUCGCCUGGCUCUCUUGCCUUGCCUUCUCGAGGGAUGUCGUCACGCGAUCUCCGCAGAAAAAAGAGAGACCUAGUGGGUCCGUGUAUCACGUGUGCGUGUCCCACAUCAUGGCCGGUCGAUUGUUCGACCAAUUAUUCGUCCGUCUGCCUCACAAUAGGCUUCAUACGUGCAUUCGUGGACGAAUGUGCUCGCUGAUUUCCAGAAAUAUCAUAAAAAUAAUACUUUGAAUUUAACAUUUUUAAUUUUAUAGGUAUUGAUUGGACAAAUAUUGUUUUACUUUUUGGAAUUUAAUUCAAUAUCAAAUGAAUGAAAUCGAUAUGUAUUUAGUUGAAAAAAGAUUAAGAUUUGGAUAGAGGUUUUUUUUUUCUUUCUAAAUGAAAAAUUUGAUUUUUAGAUAUCGAAAAAGUCGAUCGUUGCGUAUCAAUUUGUUAAUACGAUUUAGAACGCGAAUAUUUCUGGAUUUCAGUUAAAAAAAUUAAAUAUUCGUUUACGAAUAUCACGUAUACGGGAUCAUUAUAGUAUAAUUCUUCAUACGUAAUUUAACGUGGGAUACGCGCAUGAUCCGCGUUAUGGACGAACGGAAGACCGAGAAGACGAAUCGAAUAUUCGGUUUGACCGAUUGUUCUUCCUGGAAGGACGCAGGCAAGUCUAGAACGAAAAUUCGCCAUAAAUUUAAAGGCAAUUGUGAUAUUUUUUCUCAAAAUUUUAUCGAAUUAAUUAGACGAAUUCGCCGCGAGUCUACAUUAUAAUUAGGCAGGAAUUUUAUGGGGAUGACGAUGGACCGAUGAAAACCGUCGAAAAAUAAAAACGAUGUGUCGGUAAAGAUAAAGAUUUAUGGGGAUAAAAAACAAAGAAUUAUAAAAAAAAAAAAAAGAAAAAAAAAGAAAAAGAAACGUGUUGAAAACAAAAUUUUAUACACCAAUUAUUAUACUGCCAGAUUAAAAAAUAAUUCAAUGAAACGAAUAAAAAAUUAUACGAAAAAAAAAAGACAAAAAAAAGUAUAAAAAAACGAAGAUAAGCGAUUAAUAUCGUUUCGAGCUUCGUGUACGAAGAAAUACACACACAUACACACACCAUAUAAGCUAUCUUCGUGUGUGUCGAGCUCAGGCUGCUUGCUAGCCUCUUCUCGACGACCUAAGACCGCGUUCGCCGACUGAAGGGAAAAAUAAGAGACAAAAUAAUGCUGCGUGCACGAAAUUUCGUUAGAGAUAGGCUUCGCAGUUGAAUCGAUCGAUCGAUUGUACUCUAGCGACAAGAUUCUCUUUCCAAGAUCUUGCUUAUUCUGGUUAUAUUACAUAUAUAUAUAAAUGCAUGUAUAAUAUACGUGUGUAUAGAAAAAAAUGGAAAAAAGAAAAAGCAUAAAAUUUCAUGGGGCAGAAAUUCUGGACGUGGAGCAACUUCUAUAUUCGUCUACGAGAUGUUUCUAACUUAACCUUUACGGUGUCGGAAUUCACUUUAUUGAUCAUUCUCAAGGAGUGUUAAUUUUAGAUCAAAAUGAAAUUUAUUGAUUUACAAUUCUUUGAAAUAAAAUUGUCGAGUCUCAUAAGAUGGAAAAAUAAAUUUUAACACAAAGUCGAAAUCCGUAUUGAAUGAUGUUAGAAUGAUUGUACUUUUGCACUUUAGAGGUUAAACUGAUAUCGUCAAACGUGCUCCAUCUCGCUUUCGAUCGUCCGCACAACUCGCGUAAAGUUAAAUUGUUUUUUUAUUUCGUAUAGUCGAAAAGAACGAUAGCAAAAUAAGAAAAAUAGAAAAGGAAAAUAUGUAUAGAGAAAAAGGAAAAAAAUUUUGAUCGUUCAUUUUACAAAGGAUCGCUUCGAAACGUGACCAUAGAUUUCGCUGCUAUCGCAGCAAAUAUAAACGAUAAUUAAAAAAAUACUUUAUCGAUAAUUAUUCGUAAUUAUUGAUAUUAUUAUUAUUAUUAUGAUCGUUAUUACAUUCGUUUUUUUUUUUUUUUUAUCAACGAGACAAGCAUUACGCAUAUCUCAUUUCUUGUUUAUAAAAAGCGCCGAAACUCGAAACGAGAAAUUCAAAGGGUAUUUCAAAGACUAUAGAUAUAGUUAAUUCGUUUUUUUCUCUCCCUCUCUCUUUUGUUUCAUAUCUACGAGAGGAGAUCUAUUUCCAUCAAUGUUGAUCGAUGCUCAGUUUUUCUAGUACAAUUUAAUAAUCGCGCCAAUUCUUUUUAUCUUCGUUUUCCCGCAUAAUUUAACAAUUUCAAAUCGUGUAUUAAUAUUUAAUAUAUAUAUCUAUGCAUAUAUAUAUGAUAGUUAUAUGUAUAUUAAUGUUCUAAUCAUAUAUGCAUAUAUAUAUAUGCUUAUAGUAUAUACCGUUAUAAUAUUACUUGAGAUUAAGAGAUUUGUCGGCUGACAAAAUAGGGGGAAAAAAAACAAAAAAAAAAAAAAAAAAAAAAAAAAAGAAAGAAAGAAAAGGGAGGAGAAGAGUCAAUUACGGAGUUCUUUUUUUGUGCUCAGAACCGCGUGAAAUUCGAGCGGGAGAAAAAAAAAAAAAAGAAUCAGACCAAUAUGAAUAUAUGUAUCAUUACCAUGGUGGUAUUACGUUUUUCACGACACGCGCAUAUAUAUAUAUACAUAUAUAUAAUCAUAUAAUAAAUAGGUAUUUCCGAACCAAAGACGUUUAUCGAAUUUCAAUCGAUCUGUGAAAUGCAAAGAUUCCCUUCCCGAAAAACAAAUCGCUUAAUAAAUUUAUAAUUAUGUUACAUCACGAAGAUUAUAUAGAAUUUACGGAAAUAUUUUUUUUCUUUUUCUUUUUCUUUCUUUUUUUUUUUUUUUUUUUUUUUUUUUUAAUACGUUUUCUACGUACUUAGAAAGUAAUUUGUAUUUCCUUUUGUCUCUUCGAUCGGUUUAGCUGACAACGGAAAACGGUAGAAUAGUAUACUACAAAUCCCAGCGAAUAUUCAGAGAAUAGAGUUUCGUGGACGCAUCAAAAAAAUGCAAGUAUUAUCCGAUGUCACUGUGCUCGAUCGAACGUGUAAGAACAUGGUAGGUAUAAAGCCUGCUAAUCCUAAGGAGAGAGAAAAAAAAAAAAAAAAAAAAAAAAAANAAAAAAAAAAAAAAAAAAAAAAAAGAAA
This is a messenger RNA of Apis laboriosa (Himalayan honeybee), 7326 nucleotides long. RefSeq names its product zinc finger protein 395 (gene Glut4EF). The coding region runs from base 1173 to 2909 and encodes 578 amino acids. Gene Ontology annotation, molecular function: DNA-binding transcription factor activity; RNA polymerase II cis-regulatory region sequence-specific DNA binding. The transcript has 8 exons. Gene Ontology annotation, biological process: regulation of transcription by RNA polymerase II. Gene Ontology annotation, cellular component: nucleus. The record is from RefSeq and is a predicted model, not a curated record. Lineage: Eukaryota; Metazoa; Arthropoda; Insecta; Hymenoptera; Apidae.